CUGAAACGUUUUGGGGACACUACAGUCCUGAUCACAAACGUGCUUCAGAAUAGUGGUACAGCUACUGUACAGGAUGCAGGAUAUUCAUGGCCUGGUUUCAAAGCUCACCAGUAAAACCAAUGAUGGCAACAGAGCUGCAUGCAGAAAGUGUGGAUAUGCUGGUCAUCUAACAUUCCAGUGCAGAAACUUCAUCAAAUCAGACCCAGAGAAGGAUGUGGUAUUGGAUGUCAGCAGUACCAGCUCCGACUCCAGUGAGGAGUUUGUUUCCCCUCUCACUAAGCUCGCACAGAGUAACAAGCCAAAAGAAAAGAAGUUUUUCAAAACUGAGAAGAAGAAAAAGAAAAAAAGCAACAGAAGGUCAAGGUCAAGGUCUCCAAGACAUAAAAAGUCUAAACAUAGAAACAGGGACGAUUCGGAUGAGACUUCAGACUCGGAAGACGACAGACGGUCACAUAAACACAAACAAAGGACUAAAUCAGAUUCUGAGUCGGAUUCCUCACUAGAUAGGGAGCGGAAAAGACAGAAGAAAAAGAAGAAGAAAGAAAAACAUUCUUCAGAUGAUGAUGAAGACUCUUCUGAUUCAGAACAUGACAGAAAAGCGAAGAAAAAACACAAAAAGAACAAAAAGCAUCGGAAAUCAAAACACAAAAAACACAGACAUAGAGAUGAUAGCAGUGAGUCAAGCUCAUAGUCAUUGAGUGUAUUCACCAUCUAAACAGAAGAGUCAUAACUGUCCGAUAGAGUGGGAAAUGGUCGAAUCCAUAGUUCACUAGUUCACAGUUCAUGACAGUGUGUUCAUUGAAUUUUUGACUAACUGAGAGGCAAUGUGUGUGAUCAUUAAAAUACAGAGAGCAUGACCGUGUAAAAGUGUGUUCACAUUAAUCAUAUCGAGUUUAUGUCAGUAAAAGCAGAGCUUUUUCCACACUGUUCACUGAACAUGACAACGAAAAUAUAUGUCCAUUGUUCACAGCUUAUGUAUGUAAAAUUAAGGCUGUGUCCAUUGCUCACAUUGUAAACAUUAAUUCAAAAUGAAUUAAUUAAAUGCAUACAUUUAAUUUGUUCGUCAAAUGCAAGACUAUGUGUGUUCAUUAGUGUUUACGGAAUAUGAGGGUAGAAUGGACAAACUCGUAGUUAAGGGCAAAGAUGUGUGUUACUAUAAUAAUCGAUUAUGAUUAACACAGUGUUGACAGAGUAAGGUGUCAAUCUAAUCAUAAUCAGACCUCUCAAGACUGCUUCGUUACCUUCGCUGAGAGAGGCAGCAUAGGUUAUGAAGCGGUCUUGAGAGAGGUCUGAUUUUAAUUUGAUUGAGCAAGGUACCUUUUCUUUGCUGUAUACAAAAAAAAUAAAAAAAAUGGGUGGGUAUACAUGUAUAUAAUGUAUGUUUUGGUCAAACUCGAUACUGAUGUUCCCAGUAGCCAUGUCAUCCUAGACCAAACAAA
Messenger RNA from Mizuhopecten yessoensis (Yesso scallop), 1439 nucleotides. Its product is annotated as protein SREK1IP1-like. The coding region runs from base 74 to 691 and encodes 205 amino acids. The transcript has 5 exons. The record is from RefSeq and is a predicted model, not a curated record. Gene Ontology annotation, molecular function: zinc ion binding; nucleic acid binding. NCBI's taxonomy places the organism in Eukaryota, Metazoa, Mollusca, Bivalvia, Pectinida, Pectinidae.